AUGAGGGAACCCUUUUUCUCAACGUGCGAGAGAGAAUUUAUUCUUCGUGCAAUUGGAACGAAAUUGAGAUUGGAUGGCAGGCAACCAUAUGAUUAUCGGCGCUGGAAGAUCACAUUUGGUGUGGAGAGAGGCUGUUGCCAAGUGGAACUUGGCAAAACAAGAGUAUUAGCUCAGGUAUUAGCCACAGUAACUCAGCCCAAAGCCAAUCGGCCGACAGACGGUGUCUUAUUUGUCAAUGUGGAGUUGUCUCCCAUGGCUUCUCCAAGUUUUGAACCAGGAAGGUUUUCUGAAGUUGCUGUAUAUGUAAAUCGUUUGAUGGAACGUUGCCUGAAGGAAUCUCGUUGCUUAGAUACUGAAUCUCUCUGUAUUGUUGCAGGGGAAAAAGUGUGGAACAUUAGGGUUGAUGUACAUGUCCUUAACCAUGAUGGUAAUUUGAUUGAUUGUGCUAGUGUAGCAGCUAUUACUGCCUUAGCACAUUUUAGGAGACCAGAUGUAACUGUUAGUGCUGAGGAAGUUACAGUUCAUCCUGUUGAUGAGAAAGAGCCAAUACCACUCAGCCUUCACCACAUGCCGGUGUGUGUAUCAUUUGCCUUUUUUCAACAAGGAAAGUAUCUUCUGGUUGAUCCAACAGAGAAAGAAGAAAAAGUGAUGGAUGGUAAAAUGGUGAUUGGAAUGAACAAACACAGAGAAAUAUGUACAUUGCAAAUGGCUGGUGACAUGCUUCUUAUGGAUGACCAGAUUUUGCGUUGCUCUAAUAUUGCCGUUGUAAAAGUCAAAGAAAUCUCAGAUCUUAUUCAAACAGCAUUGGAAAAUGAUAGAAUAGCAAGGUCAACUGGUGCUAAGUUUGGAUUUGCUGAAUCUGUUGAGCCACAGAAGAUAACAGCCAUGCAGAAAGAGCUUGCUGAAGUGGAUCUGUCUAACCUAAGUAGCAAAGAGGCAGAAUUACUGACUGCUCCAGAAACUCCUGAAUCAAGUUCUGAAUCUUCAAGCAGCAGUUGUGAAAUAAAUUCACCUCGUAUAAAACUUUGGCUAAGCAGGGGCUGGAGAUGUAUUGCUGAAGUUAGUGAGCAGAAAUUUCAGAAAAUAAAACAACCAUCUAUCUCUAUAUAUCUAUCUCUAUCUCUAUCUAUCUAUCUCUAUCUCUAUCUCUAUCUAUCUCUAUCUAUCUCUAUCUCUAUCUAUCUCUAUCUCUAUCUAUCUCUAUCUCUAUCUCUAUCUAUAUCUAUCUCUAUCUAUCUCUCUCUAUCUCUAUCUCUAUCUAUCUCUCUCUAUCUCUCUCUAUCUCUAUCUCUAUCUAUCUCUAUCUCUCACAGCUCUGUGCUCUAUCUCUAUCUAUCUCUAUCUAUCUCUAUCUAUCUCUAUCUAUCUCUAUCUAUCUCUAUCUAUCUCUAUCUAUCUCUAUCUAUCUCUAUCUCUAUCUAUCUCUAUCUCUAUCUCUAUCUCUAUCUCUAUAUCUCUAUCUAUCUCUAUAUCUCUAUCUAUCUCUAUCUCUAUCUAUCUCUAUCUAUCUCUAUCUCUAUCUAUCUCUAUCUCUAUCUCUAUCUCUAUCUAUCUCUAUCUCUAUCUAUCUCUAUCUCUAUCUCUAUCUAUCUCUAUCUCUAUCUAUCUAUCUCUAUCUCUAUCUCUAUCUAUCUCUCUCUAUCUCUAUCUCUAUCUAUCUCUAUCUCUAUCUCUAUCUCUAUCUCUAUCUCUAUCUAUCUCUAUCUCUAUCUCUAUCUCUAUCUAUCUAUAUUUAUCUCUAUCUCUCUCUAUCUCUAUCUAUAUCUAUCUCUAUCUAUCUAUCUAUAUCUAAUAAUUAAAAUAAAAAGAACAGGUGCUGGAACUGCUCAGCUGGGUAAAGAUAUUGAAAGUUCAAGUUCAGAAAGUGAUGACUCAGAAAUCAUGGAAACUGCCCCGCCCCAUCCUAAAGUCAAGACAAACCAAUUUUCUGUUCAAGCCUCUGAAGUGAUCGAUAUUGAUGAUGACAGUGAAGAUGAAGUUACCAUCAUUCAAGAUACACCAGACAUUGCCAAAGCAGAAUCAUCCAGUGCACCAGAAGGAAAGAAGCCGACCCUCAGAGAUCUUUUGUUGGCACUGAAGAAAAAGAAAUGCAAUUAA
Molecule: messenger RNA, 2097 nt
Organism: Acanthosepion pharaonis
Lineage: Eukaryota; Metazoa; Mollusca; Cephalopoda; Sepiida; Sepiidae
Source: the annotation of a GenBank genome assembly